Molecule: messenger RNA, 4619 nt
Organism: Schistosoma haematobium
Lineage: Eukaryota; Metazoa; Platyhelminthes; Trematoda; Strigeidida; Schistosomatidae
Product: P-TEFb-associated cyclin-dependent protein kinase Cdk9
Exons: 3
Coding region: 963-1277 (104 amino acids)
Biological process (GO): protein phosphorylation
Cellular component (GO): nucleus
Molecular function (GO): cyclin-dependent protein serine/threonine kinase activity; ATP binding
Source: RefSeq, a predicted model, not a curated record
GGUUAUGCAGUGGACUGAUUAUUACCUGUUUGUCCAGAAAACUGAGUACCACAGAUUUUAUGGUUUUUCUCCAAAAUAGGGCGAUUAGGGUGAGUUGUCAGGAUGCUAGGAAAUCAAUACCAAAUUGUUUACAGUCAGCGUUUUGCCUUUAGCAUUCAGGCGUGAGUGAAAAGAUACCUUAACAGGACCUCUAUUCUACUCAUCUCUUCCUCUCACAUUCAAGUAGAGGUCAGAUCUUUACAUAACUACUAAUUCUGAUGACAUAUCAAAACACACCAUUAGUUUGCCCAACUAUCUAGGACAAAGUUAGACAACUACAAUCACGCGAUUGAAGGCGAAAAAUGCAGACCAUCGUCUUUCUAUCCAAAAAUCAGAAAAUUUAGAAUCAGAAUAAAGAUAUUGGGCAUUGAGCAACUUUUUGUUGAUUGAAACAUUGAGGGCUAGUGGUAAAUCAAGCAUUUUCGGAACCAUCUCAUGGCUCUGCUUCAAGAUGACAGUUAUCGAGUGGAGUUGCUGUCAGAUCUUCAAGCAGACUACACAAAGUUUUUCACAAUGGCAGAGAGAGAGCUGGAAGGGAUAUCAAAGACCAAGCCAGUCGAUCAAUACGUGCGACUACAGAAAAUCGGGCAGGGUACGUUUGGGGAGGUUUUUAAGGUGCGGCAUAAAUCAACAAAACAGCAUUUUGCACUGAAACGAAUUCGGAUGGAACAAGAAAAAGAAGGAUUUCCUAUUACUGCGUUACGAGAAAUACGCAUAUUACAAUCCCUCAAUCAUGAAAAUAUUGUGUGUCUAAAGGAAAUAUGCCAUAGUCCACGUAAGCCUAUUUCUACCUCACGCUAUUCUCAGCAAAUGCUGGUAAUGGAUUCAAACCACAAUUCUAUCUUGUUUUUGAGUUUUGUGAUCAUGAUCUUGCUGGUUUAAGUCAGCAGAUUGAUUUCACUGAACCAGUCAAAAAAGCAAUAAUGAAACAACUACUUACUGGCGUUUUCUACUUGCAUCUAAACAAUGUCCUCCAUCGGGAUUUAAAAGCUGCGAACAUUUUGAUUGAUAAAAACGGCAUUCUUAAAAUAGCAGAUUUUGGUCUGGCUCGAACAACUGUUGCCUCUCUUCGUCCUGAUCGCCCAACACGUUAUACUGGACGAGUUGUUACUUUGUGGUAUCGACCUCCUGAAAUUCUCCUAAAUGACCGUCAUUAUGGAAAGCCUGUAGAUAUGUGGGGUGCUGGUUGUAUUAUGGCCGAAUUAUGGACAAAGUAUCCUAUUAUGCAGGUAACUUGAAUUAUGUCAAAUGAAUAAUGCAGUUUUCUCGUUUGAUUCUAUACAAUACAAAUAAUACUCGUUGAACUAUUUUAGUAAAUAAAACCCCAGUUUUCGUAUUCGUAAAAUAUGUCGUAAUUGAUAGUCAUUGCAAGUAACAUAAUGUACUAUGGCUUCCAUUUCGUACGAAACGACACUAACAAUCUAUCACUUAAUUAUUUUACUUUAGGAAAACCAACUUAUCUAUUAUCUGAGUCAUAAAUGUUUCUAGUGUAAGCGAAUUAUCUUUCACAUAGAUGUUCAAAUUUAAUUAUGUGUCGCUCACUUCAGCUUGUGAAGGUGACGUCCCUAUACAGCUUGGUCGUUUCUUCACGAUAAUAAGCUUCGAGAAGUGAUUGUCAGUCAUAAUACUGUAGAUCGGUUUAACAAAAAUCAUCAAUGUAAUUUAUUAGGUAAUCAGAAAAUAAUUAAAUUCAAGUGAUUAGGAGUUGGGUUAAUACUUAAAUUGUAUUAAGAUUUCGCAGAUCUACGAUUUGGUUGAGGGAUUCAGCGGUUGUUCAGUAAGUUACGGGUUCAAAACCAACUCUCAAAACUACUUCAGUUUGAGCAUUGGGCUAGUAUCAUUGGCCCUCACACAAAACGCAUGACUCAAGUUCGAACGCACAAAUUUGUGCUUGAUAAGUAAGUUAUAAUUUCUAAAGUUCUCCUUAAAGAUGGAUUUUUUGUCUGUUUCCUAAGUCGCGCUAAAAAUGACACUUCAUCAAUAAAGUUCGUCAAACAGGAGAAGUAACAAAAUCGAGAACUUCAUUUUGUACAAACUAAUCAAGGUGAAGGUGAUAAUAAUAGUGGACACCAGCAGUUUACAUUUUUUCUUACUUCACUUCAUUGUUAAUACAAUAAUUAUCGGCUUAGGUUUUAUUUUGUGUUGACCGUCCUACGAAAAGGUCCCACUGGAAAUUUUCUGAUUUCACGGAUAACAUCGCGUUAAGAUUGGAUAUUGGGAAGGUUUGGAUGAAGUUAACAAUACAAACUUGGAAGUAAUCUUAUAUGACUCAAGGGUGAACAUAAAGUAUGUAAUGGAAUAGUUUAACGAUUAAAUGAAUCUUAUUAGUUUUAUUUGAAAAACCAUCAGUAACGCGACUCUUGGAAAGACGGAGGUAAUGAAUGCAACAUUUAUAAUUCUAGUGAAGAUUUAGGAAUUUUUUCGGAGUCGAUAGGUUGUAUUGUGAGCAUUUAUUAAAAUCGCCUCCAGAUUUUUCUUCAGUCUUUGAAGUCUAUCUGCAAACUCUAAAUCCGUGCAACAAGUAUUAAGUCGACAAGGUUUUAAUAACAAGUAUUUUUGAUGUGUUUGGUUGGAACUUAAAGUAUAGUAAAACGACUGUGUAAAAGAACAAUAAUAGAAAUCCGUGUGUAAUUUAAAAUAAACGAAUCAAUCGUGUAAAUACAUACUUUGGUAGACUGACUCAUGUCAAUGAUAGAUGAACUAAUGCACUUAGAUCACAGUUACUUAAGUGAUACAUACAUCGAAAUUAGUCAUCAACCAUCUAGUGCAGUUUUAGAUAAACUGUUAGUUUCCCUUCCUACCUUCAUUUCUUCUAAAUAAAGGUACGGCCGAGAGUGGGGAGAGUCCGCUCUCCCUCUCGAAAUGCUCUCACAUGGCCACGCGUAUAUAUCCUCUGCCGGGGAAGUCCUACUCACUGCCUUCUCGUAGCGGGAGUUUUUGCGAAAAUGAGAGGACGAGAAGCGAAUGUCCGGCGCUUUAACCGGAUUCCAAACCAGUGGUGCACAUGGGCUCCAGUAUCCUGCGGGAACAAAUGGCGUAUGAACCACUCGUUGGUCACCGGCUUCCAUGGGAAGGCAUCUCCUUACAAUGCUCCAAUACCUUGUGGAUCAGACCUUCAGGUCGAAGGCUCGGGGUGUGGCCCCCUAAGAAAACCACCUGCUUCGGUUCGGGCACCCGGGCAGUAUCACAGCACUCACACAUAUCGAAUGAGAUUUGUGUGGUGCAUAUGUAUUUGGUGCCUCUUUGUACCAAUAUCUAUGUGUUAAAAUAAAUAAAUGAUUAUUUCUACUGUAUGACUGGUAAUUCUUUUGGUCCAGUUAAUAUAAAGAAUCGUAUUGGCAAAAGGUCUCUGGAUUUCUUCUCAAUCAAAUUUGUUGAUAUUGCAUUUUUCUAGGGGGACAACGAAAUUAGUCAGUUGAACCUUAUCAUUAAUCUCUGCGGAUCUAUAACACCUGAAAUAUGGCCAGGUGUAGAACGUUUGGAAACAUUUAGAGAAGCUCGUCUACCUCAGGACAUUAAACGACAUGUUCGAGAGAAAUUGACCCCCAAAAUUUCUUCGCUUGCUGCUGUAGAUCUCAUUGACCAAUUACUUGUCUUAGAUCCCAGCAAACGUCUUGAUGCUGAGCAGGCGCUUUCACAUGACUACUUUUAUGAAGAUCCUCCAGUAGGUGACUUGCGAUCUUUUUCCAAAUCCGGGACAUCUUAUCUGGAAUUCUUGUCGUCAAAUAACGCUCGUGGUCGUAUGUUACAAGGAGCAAAUCGUCCAGGAAUUGUACGUGGUCCAGUUGUCGGGCCUGGGCAGCAAAUGAAUUAUCUUAGUGGGCCUGGCAUCAUGCAUCCUAAUCGUCGUCCACCUAUACCAGAUGACAAUUCGUAUUAUGAGCGUGUUUUUUAGUCUGGUGUGCUUGUCUGCAAUACUUUUUGAAACAUUUCUUUCAAAACUCAUAUGUAAAUAAUUCACUUUGAUCUUUAAUCUUAUUUUCCGUCUUUUUUGUCAAUGUUUACUUUGGGAUUGACUCCGUUUUUCAUCUUUCCACGUCAUGCAAUCUGAAUACCAUAAACACUUGGUGUUUAUACCUCUAUUUCUAUGUAUUCAUUCUUUUUUGCGCAAUAAUGUUUGCAACUUAUUGCAUGUGACAGAUGUAUUUAAUAUACGCUAUAGAAAUAUUGGGAUUCUAUCUGCUUACUUCGACUACUAGUUACUUGUGUAAACUAGUGUCCUAUUGCAGCAAACAAUAUUACUUCUGAGAACGCUCGCUGGUUUUUUAAUCGUAAGGUCUGGAUUAAACAUGUUUAUACUUCAACAGGCUACAUGCUACCAAAAAGAAUUCGCCAUAUGGUGAUUACGGCUAUCGAAUUCAGACCAAGUUAAUGAUCUGAUCCCAACAAGUUACUUAUUUCCAACAUGUUUUAAAUUGGUUACUCAAUAUCAAUAAUUAUAGGUCUAAUAUUUAAGCAACUGGUUGUUACGUCUGGAGUUAAGCUUAAUUAAUUAACUGGCCAUAUGGUACUUUCCUAAUUUGUAAGUAAAUUCAACAGAAUUCGGAAGAACGUUGAUCAUAUAUCGGACCAACUGCAAU